Messenger RNA from Indicator indicator, 849 nucleotides. RefSeq names its product exosome component 3 (gene EXOSC3). The transcript has 4 exons. Gene Ontology annotation, cellular component: cytoplasmic exosome (RNase complex); nuclear exosome (RNase complex). Gene Ontology annotation, biological process: nuclear polyadenylation-dependent rRNA catabolic process; U4 snRNA 3'-end processing; poly(A)-dependent snoRNA 3'-end processing. The coding region runs from base 1 to 780 and encodes 259 amino acids. The record is from RefSeq and is a predicted model, not a curated record. Gene Ontology annotation, molecular function: RNA binding. NCBI's taxonomy places the organism in Eukaryota, Metazoa, Chordata, Aves, Piciformes, Indicatoridae.
AUGGCGGCGGAGCCUGGAAUGGCCGCCGAGGCCUGCGUGGGACAAGUGGUUCUGCCCGGGGACGUGCUGCUUCUCCCCGCCCACCCCGACGAGGACGGGGAGCGGCUGCGGCUGGGUGCCGGCGCGGCCCCGCGGGGCCGUCUGCUAUGCGGGCCGGGCCUGCGGCGGUGCGGGGCCGGGCUGCUGGUGACUAAAUGCGGCCUGCUGCGGCACCGGCAGGCGGGAGGCGGCGCUGCUGCGGGCGGUGUUUACUGGGUGGACUCGCAGCAGAAACGGUAUGUUCCGGUCAAGGGCGACCAUGUAAUAGGAAUAGUGACGGCCAAAGCGGGGGACCUGUUUAAGCUGGACGUCGGGGGGAGCGAGCAGGCGUCGCUGUCCUACUUGGCUUUUGAAGGCGCCACGAAGAGGAACAGGCCGAAUGUGCAGGUGGGAGAUCUUAUUUAUGGGCAGUUCCUUGUAGCAAAUAAAGACAUGGAACCAGAGAUGGUCUGUAUAGAUAGCAGUGGAAGAUCAACUGGGAUGGGAAUAAUUGGACAAGAUGGUUUCCUCUUUAAAGUUUCCUUAGGUCUAAUAAGAAAACUCUUGGCUCCCAAAUGUGAAAUAAUUCAAGAGUUGUCACAAUUGUACCCAUUUGAGCUGGUGCUGGGAAUGAAUGGAAGAAUAUGGGUAAAAGCAAAAACAGUUCAACAGACUUUAAUUAUAGUAAAUAUUUUGGAGGCCUGUGAGUAUAUGACUGCGGAACAGAGAAAACAAGCGCUUGCCAGAUUGUCGGGGAGAUAGAGAAAACCUUGAAGAUUUGUUUGAGAUGACCAUAAAGUGUUUUGGCUAUUUUUGUUAUCAGAUUUGUAU